GUAUGACAUGAAAGUUGUUCAUUAAAUCUCCUUACCUGCCUGCAUUCAUUGCUCCCUCACCCCUCAUAUCAUCACUUCUUUUAUAAAGCUAGCGGAUUCCCCUCCUGCUCCCACCACCCUCCUCCUCUCCUCCUCCACCACCACCACCGUCGUCGCCGCCGCAGCUUUUUUCUCUACCCCUGAAGAAAAAACAAGAAACAUAGUAAUAAGAAAAGAUGCCGGAGAGUUUGCCGAGCUUCUCCAACUCCGUGAAGCUCAAGUACGUGAAACUGGGCUACCAGUACCUCGUCAACCACAUUCUCACCUUCUUGCUCAUCCCAAUCAUCAUCGCCCUCGCCGUUGAAAUUCUCCGGUUAGGGCCCGAGGAAAUAGUGAAAAUCUGGAAUUCUCUCCAGUUCGAUCUCGUCCAGGUCCUAUGCUCCUCCUUCCUGGUCGUAUUCAUCGCCACCGUCUACUUCAUGUCGAAGCCCCGGUCGAUUUACCUGGUCGACUACGCCUGCUACAAAGCCCCGGUCACUUGCCGGGUCCCUUUCUCCACUUUCAUGGAGCAUUCCAGGCUCAUUCUCAAGGACAAUCCCAAGAGUGUUCAUUUUCAAAUGCGGAUUCUUGAAAGAUCGGGUCUCGGGGAGGAGACCUGUCUGCCGCCGGCGAUUCAUUAUAUUCCCCCGACGCCGACGAUGGAGGCCGCCAGGGGUGAAGCUGAGGUUGUCAUCUUCUCCUGCAUCGAUUCCCUGAUGCAGAAGACUGGAAUCAAGCCCAAAGAUAUUGAUAUUCUUAUAGUGAAUUGCAGCCUGUUUUCUCCUACUCCGUCGCUUUCCGCCAUGGUCGUGAAUAAGUACAAGCUAAGAAGCAAUAUCAAGAGUUAUAAUCUUUCCGGCAUGGGUUGCAGCGCCGGGUUAAUUUCCAUAGAUUUGGCCAGGGAUUUGCUCCAGGUUCAUCCCAAUUCAAACGCUCUUGUUAUCAGCACUGAAAUUAUCACCCCGAAUUACUACAAGGGGUCCGAGAGAGCCAUGCUCCUCCCCAACUGCCUCUUCCGCAUGGGCGGCGCCGCCAUCCUCCUCUCAAACAAGAGCCGGGACAGCCGCCGCGCCAAGUACAAGCUAGUCCACGUCGUCCGAACCCACAAAGGCGCCGACGACAAGGCCUACAAAUGCGUGUACGAGCAAGAAGACCCGGAAGGAAAAGUGGGCAUCAACCUGUCGAAAGACCUCAUGUUGAUAGCCGGAGAAGCCCUGAAAUCCAACAUAACCACCAUCGGGCCGUUAGUCCUUCCAGCGUCAGAACAACUCCUUUUCCUCUUCACCCUAAUCGGCCGCAAAAUCUUCAACCCCAAGUGGAAACCUUACAUUCCCGACUUCAAACAAGCAUUCGAGCACUUCUGCAUCCACGCCGGCGGCCGCGCGGUUAUCGACGAGCUCCAGAAGAACCUCCAGCUCUCGGCGGAGCACGUCGAAGCGUCCCGGAUGACCCUCCACCGAUUCGGAAACACAUCUUCUUCUUCACUCUGGUACGAAUUGGGGUACAUUGAGGCUAAAGGAAGAAUGAAGAAAGGCGACAGAGUUUGGCAGAUUGCUUUCGGGAGCGGAUUUAAGUGCAACAGCGCCGUCUGGAAGUGCAACAGGACGAUCAAGACUCCGGUGGACGGGCCAUGGGUGGACUGCAUCGAGAGGUACCCAGUGCACAUCCCAGAAAUAGUGAAGCUCUGAUGAUAAUUCAGUUCAAAUAAACAAUAAUUAGAGCUAUAUAUAUAUAUAUGAAUCAAUCUGUAUUCAUAAAUUCAACAGUCACUCGUUAUAAUCUCUUGAAUUGUUCACGUUUGA
Molecule: messenger RNA, 1820 nt
Organism: Sesamum indicum (sesame)
Lineage: Eukaryota; Viridiplantae; Streptophyta; Magnoliopsida; Lamiales; Pedaliaceae
Product: 3-ketoacyl-CoA synthase 6
Biological process (GO): fatty acid biosynthetic process
Cellular component (GO): membrane
Molecular function (GO): acyltransferase activity, transferring groups other than amino-acyl groups
Source: RefSeq, a predicted model, not a curated record